Pelagomonas calceolata is the source of this 1026-nucleotide messenger RNA. NCBI's taxonomy places the organism in Eukaryota, Pelagophyceae, Pelagomonadales, Pelagomonadaceae. The record is from the annotation of a GenBank genome assembly.
AUGACGAUUGCAGUGCCCAGACUCGCGUUAAUCGAAGUGGACGGCAUUCAAACAUGCAUCGCAAAUGCUUACUCCUCCUCGCCCUUCGACUCACGCAAGCUUUCGUACCAACGCUGCCGCGAACAGCUCGAGUGGUAUGCCACUCUGAGAGCAGUGCAGUGCCAGCAGAGCCCGAGAGCGAGGCAGCCCAUGCAGCGCCACCAGUCGAGGCCCCACCAGUGGCACCGCCAGCGGAGACCGAAGACGAGACGCUGAUGACCUCGUUAGAGGCGGCGCUCGUCGCCGAGGAGGCGUCCGCGGCCGCGCGGAGUACGAUGGCGCAGUCCUCAGCCCAAAAGCUCGCCGCAGCCGAAAGAUUGCGAGCCGAGGCCGACGCGGCGUUGGCGCGAGCCGCCGACCUCGCGCGGCAAGCAUUGGCCCAGGAAGCCGAGGCGUGCACAACUCGUGCGGCGGAAGUCAAGGCCUCCGAGACGACCUACGCCGAGGUCGCCGCGGCGAAGCGCACGCGCGUCGCCACGGAGAAGGAGCUGGCCGCGUCGCUGGGGGAGGUGGCCAAGCUGACCCCUGAACCAGAGUUACAGGAGUCCCUGCGCCGGCUCGCGGACGCCAAGGCAGACAUCGUCGAGGCCGAUGCCGGCCUCGCGGACGCCCUCGAAGCCGCCGCGCAACAGUCGCGCGACGCGCACGCGGCGGCAAAAAGCGACGCGGACUGCUGCGCCGCGGCGCUCGCGGCGCUGCCGGCGCCCGACGACGUCGACGCGGUGCGCGCGUUCGACUGGGCUUCUGCUUUGGCGGACCCGAAGGUGCGGGUGGACGCGUCGCCCGCGGCGGCGUCGGACGCGCGGGCGCGGGCCGCAUCACUCUCGAAGGUCGUCGGCGAGCAGCGCGCGCUGCGGAAAUUGGCGGUGGGCGACGUCGCCGCGCCGGCGCCCGCUGCGCCUGCUGACGAAGCGCCCGCCGUCGAGGUCGCGGCCGAGGAGGCGGGGGACGUCGGGAGCUGGCUCUUCUCUAAGUAGUUCGAUUCUU